Messenger RNA from Penicillium mononematosum, 2349 nucleotides. RefSeq lists its product as uncharacterized. Gene Ontology annotation, biological process: synaptonemal complex assembly; meiotic recombination checkpoint signaling. The transcript is spliced from 10 exons. The record is from RefSeq and is a predicted model, not a curated record. Gene Ontology annotation, cellular component: nucleus. The coding region runs from base 1 to 2349 and encodes 782 amino acids. NCBI's taxonomy places the organism in Eukaryota, Fungi, Ascomycota, Eurotiomycetes, Eurotiales, Aspergillaceae.
AUGCCUCGCGCUAAGAAAGCUGUAGCUUUAGAGGCAGCCUCCGAAUCUGCGACAUCCCAGCCUGAAAUCCAAGUGGAUAAAAUCCAUCGGUUUCCCGUGAUCAUCGCGUCGCUUCUAUUUAUGCGCGGACUAUUGCCCAUAGACGUCUUUGGCGAGCGGGUUCUGCGAGCAAACCGCUUCCAGGAGCGCUAUAACUAUUCUCAUUUUGUAAAUGGGAAGCGCAAGGGAAAUUUCGCACGUAACCGAUCGGAAUAUGUUCCUAUACGCGUGAUUGAAAGACACAUGAGCGAUGAAGCCGAUCACCUCCUCGACAUUCUAGAAAAUGGCAUCUUUGAUGCUCUACUAAGGGGCGUCCUGCAUGCCGUCCAGUUUACUAUCAUCGCAGAUAAACUCUCACCAAACAAGGUUCUGGAAUCUUAUACCUUCACCUUCGAAAAUUCCGGUGAACGCGGCCCCGCAGAUCGUCUAACCAACGGUCCCAGGAUGGAUUUUGUCAGCCCCCAUGAGGAUCGAGCGGACAUGCGCAAUAUGAUUUUCGAAGGGAAGGCCCUGAUCCGACGGUUGGUGAAAAUGUGUGCUGAAAGCCCGGCAUUGCCUAGUAUGUGCACUCUAUUCCCGUUCCUGGUGUUACCACUCACGAGUUCAACAGAUGAGCGCAGCUUGGGAAUACAUGUAUUCUACAAACCGGAAUGUCCCGAAUCCUACGAUGUGCCUGGGUUUGCUGCUUCCCAAGAUGACACCGUUGAAUAUCCGCGGACUUCGUACUGGGAGAGAACGAGGCGCUUUUAUGGAAGCGUUGACAGCGGCUUUCACACAAGAGUGGGAUUGAGAGUGAAUUCACUUCUUUCUACCUCACCCGGUGGCGAGGCUCAUUUUUCUUCGGCGGAGGAAACAAAUGGCGAUGCAGUGCUUCGUUCUGACGAGGUCGGGUUUCCCACGCUUGCCCAAAUGCCGCUGGACGUAGUUGGAGAGAUUUAUCUCUCCACUGAUGAAAGCACUGCCAGUGACACCGAUGACGAAAUGAUCUCUAAAGCAGAGUUCGUGGCUCUUCAUUACUGCCCCACUGCGGUCACGGUGAGAGCUAAAAGGCACGAGAGCAGAAAGUCACGGCGAUAUACGGAGAAGAGAGUGGAUGGCAGAAUCUUCUUCAAUGAAGAAGACCUGGAAUCCCACCAGUCCCUAAUGCAGGAAAUGGCUCAGUCAGUGACUGAUUCCGUCGCUGUUAAUUUGGACGACUCUUCAGAAUCCGAUGCGUUUGAAAAAUUGGAUCGGAUUGAACGCUCGAGUAAAUCUACGGUACCUGUCAAUUGGUCACAGGAUGAUGAUUAUGCAACAUUUCCGGUUAGCCGCGAUGGCAUUCAACUUGCUGUGGCUCGUCAAGAGUCUCGAGAAAACUUUCCCACGCAUAAAUACAUUCGCCGUUUACAGGAGGCUGGUUCGAAACCCACCGUUACAGCAAGGACGGUACACUAUGUCGAGAAUCACGGUGCCGUCAAGAAGUUAGACGAGGAGAACAAAGACAAAGAGAACCUGCCUGGGCCCAGUUGCAACGUGACUAAGUACGGGCAUAAAAAUUGGCGUCCCUAUCGGUGUGAAUGCAACACUUGGCACUUCAAGCCCAGCAAGUCUAUACAAUGUGCCAAUUGCAAGGAGUACCAGCACACCCUGUGCUAUGGCUAUUAUUCUGCAAAGGACACACGGAUCCCAGAUAUACAUUACUGCUACACCUGUUUGAUCGGAUACGACUUUGAUAGUGACCUGAUGAACGAACUAAUUAAGCUUAUCCGAAUGCGCAGAACAAUCGAAUUUGUCCUGGCAGCGGAAAUGACUCCAACUUUGAAUUGGCAACUAGCGAAACGACUUAACUGCACCGACGACGAGGCUCGUGCAACGGUCUAUAGUCUCCGGAAACUUGGCAUCCUGAAACCAGCCGAUUGGAGGGCAAAACACGACCACAAGAUAGGGGGCUCCAAAUUCUGGCUCAAUAGGACAGCCCCAUCCUGCAACACCAUCUACAGCGAAGUCUCAGACCCGAUGUUGCUCAUCCGGGAAUAUAAGUACGAAAUACCGCCGCCUCCUCUCCCCCAGCCGAUGAUUCGCACACAUUGGUCCCGGUCUGGGAUACCGAUCUUGCAUAAUUUUACGAGUGAGUCUGAUGAGUGGUAUAGUACCAUCGACCCUCGGUGGCAGCCUGAACUUUGGAAGCGGGUGCGCUCUAACCCUUCUGCCAAAGGGUAUUUCUUCGAGGGGCAGACCUCAAACAGCGUGUCGAAGCGAUUGCUGGGAUCAAUUGAGGAAGGAUUUGAAGAUGGCUCUACUCGGGAGGCCAAGAAGAUGAAGUUUAAAUAG